CGUUUGCGGGAUUUGUUUGAGCAAAUGAUGCGCAGUAGCUAGGAAGCUACAUGAAAAUGGCGCUCGCGUUGAACUAGCUAUAAUAUCUUUAGCUAUCCUAGCCCAACUAGAGCAUAGAGUAGUUUAUGAAAAUCACUGAAACAUUUAUGGGGUUGUGAUAUUUUUUUAUAAACAAACUGAAGUGUUUUGCAACAAAUUUGGAAUAUUAUGAGAGGACAGAAGAGGCGUCGCAACGGAAAAGCCAUAUAACCCGCAUUUUAUUAGUACCGUUACGACGGUCAAAAGUCAUCAGACAGUGAGUGAACAUGCGUGACCUGUCAGCCCAGGUCACCAGCAGUCUGCUGCGUUUCCCGGGGGUCACUAUAGACGCUCUGGGAGAAGAUGAAAUCACCCUGGACUCGGUGUUGCACGGGAAGUUCACCGUUGGUCGCUGUGGCUUGGCCUGGCUGUCCUGCGGGCCUCAGCUGGAGGUAGUCCAUGCGGUGACCGGGGAGCGCCUGUCUGCUUACUGCUUCAGUGGCGGUGGGGAGCACCUGCCGAGCGUGCUGGCGGCCAGGGACUUUUCCUGGCUGAAGAGGACCGGGCUGUUGAUUGGUCUGGAGGAGGCCCAGGGCAGCAUGCUGUGUCUCUACGACUUGGGCAUCUCUCGAGUGGUCAAAGCCGUGGUCAUACCGGGCAGGAUCACUGCCAUUGAGCCCCUGGUGAGUUAUGGGGGUGCCAGUGCCAGUACACAGCACCUUCACCAGAGCCUACGUUGGUUUUUUGGCGUGGCGGCAGUGGUCACGGACCUGGGACAUGUCUUCCUCGUGGACCUGUGUCUGGAUGACCUGUCCUGCAGCCAGAGCGAACUGGAGGCCUCGGACCUGGAAGUGGUGACUAAGUCCCUGGCUGAGAUACCGCGGCUGCGCGAGCAGGACACGCGGCAGGGGAGACACCUCUGUCUACAGCUGAGCGCCCCCACCGGGACGUCGGCCACGGCCUUGCAUUACGUCCCCCGCACAAACCAGCUGGCGGUGGGCUUCUCCGACGGGUACCUGCAGCUCUGGAACAUGAAGACCCUCAAGAAGGAGUAUCAUUCCCAGCUGGAGGGCGGCAGGGUGCCGGUCUACGCCUUCACCUUCCAAGAGCCGGAGAACGACCCCCGUAACUGCUGUUAUCUCUGGGCCGUCCAGUCUGCCCAAGACCAUGAGGGGGACGUGGUCAGCCUUCAUCUGCUCCAGCUGGCCUUCAGCGAGAGGAAGUGUUUGACCUCUGGAAAGAUUCUCUAUGAGGGUCUGGAGUACUGUGAGGAGAGGUACAGUCAGGAGCUGGGAAGCACCGCAUUCCCUCUCAGGGCUCAGACUACCAACACGCGGCUGCUCAGCUGCCAAACCAUUGAGAAGUUCCGGCACCACCCAGACAGGGACGACAGCAUGAACGAAGCUGCGUCGCCAGACACCAGUGUUUCUAUAUUCAGCUGGCAGGUGAAGGCCUAUGGACAGUGCAACCCCACCACCUACAUCGGCUUAUUUGACAUCAACCGGUGGUAUCAUGCACAGAUGCCUGACUCUCUGAGAACGGGGGAGUCCCUGCGCAGCUGUCCCUACCUCGCUGUUUGGUCUCUUGACUCUGUGGUGGAGAUGACGGCACCCUGCCCCCUGCUGGACAUCCUUGUGCACGAACGAAGCCUCAGCCGCGGCCUGCCGUACACCUGUCCCCCACCAGAACAGUUCUUCAACCCCACCACAUACAACUUCGAUGCGUCCUGUUUGCUCAACACUGGCAUUGUGCACUUAACUUGCUCUGGGUAUCAGAAAGAGACCCUGAGCUUCUUGAAGAAGGCAGCUCCUUGCUCCAGCGACGCCAUCUCAAAUGGCUACUCCCGUUGCUUGAUGUCUGGCCUGCUCUCCGCUCGCCUGACCGACGUCCAGCCCUCCAGCCUCUCUCAGGAAGAGCAGUUGAAUGCCAUCUUGUCAACGGCUGUAGAGACCAGUUCCCUGGGUUUGAUUACUGGCUGUAUCAAACAAUGGACUGCUGAGGAACAACCCGGCUCUGCUGUGAACCUGCGCUACAUUCUGGAGUGGGCCUGGGACAAGGUGGUCCACACUAAGGAGGAGCUGGAUGCCAUAUGUGCUCCCCUUUUUGACAGCUCGUCUAACUUCACGGACACCCAGACCCUCCAGCAGCUGCAGCACAGCCAGAGACUACUGGCAAACCUCAGCACCAUCUUCCACUGUCUACUCAACGAGGCUCAGGAACUCACUCAGAGAGGUCUUCUGGGUCUCAUCAAUAAGAACCUGGUGUCAAGUCUCAUCUCCCAGUACGCCCAGGUGGUCCUUUGGUUCUGUCGGACCGGGCUUCUGCCCGAGGUCUCCGAUGAGGAGGCUGUGCAGAUCUCCCGGCCCUUCUACAGCUACUCCGUGAUCGCGAACGAGUACACCAUCCGAAGGGAGGAGCUGCAUCACCUCUCCAAGGGGAAGUGGUGUGCUGACUGCCUGAUGAUUGACGGCCUGGUCGCCCAGUGUGGUGAUCGCUUGGUUGACCUGUGGAAACGGGAUGUGGGCGGGACGGGGCAGUAUCCGCCAUCUUCACUGCAUGCCCUGCUGGACAUUUACCUUCUGGAGAACAUUGAUGAAUCUGCUAAGCACGCCAUCGUAAUCUACCUGCUGUUGGAUGUGAUGUACUCAUUUCCCACGAAGGGUGGCCCUUCUGUGGAGUCGUUCCCCACCGCCUUCGCCAUCCCCUUCAGCCUGGUCAAACUGGUGCAGGGCCUCUGGCUUCUGGACCACCACGACCACCAGAACUCCCUGGAGCUGCUGUUGCACCCCACUACCUCCCAUUCCCCGUUCAGCUGGCAGCACGGCCGCGUCCUGCAGGCUCUCAUGUGCCAGGGGCAGCACGCGCUGGCCCUCCGCUACCUCCACGUCGUCAAGCCCCCCUUCUCAUCCACCGCUCAGGCCAAACUCUGCCUGUCUGUGAUGCUGCACAACAGGUGUCUGGUGGAGGCAUGGACCAUGCUAAGGCAGCAUUCCAACCGGCAAAACUCAGAGGAGUUGUUGAGGUUCCUGUUUGAGACCUGCCAGGAGCUGAGCCUCAUGAAGGAGCUGCUCAGACUUCCCCUGGGCCUCGCUGAACAGGAGUGCUUGGAGAGGUUCCUGCAGGGCACGGGGGGUCUUCAGAACAGGGAGCUGCUGAUGGUCCACUACCUCCAGCAGGCCAACUACGUCCCCGCCCUGCAGCUCAACCACACGCUCCGGAUGAACAUGGUGAAUGAGAGGGAUCCCAAGCUGAAGGAGAGAUCCAGUACAAGGAACUCUAUCCUUGACCAUUAUGGGAAAGUUCUCCCUCGGGCCCAGAGGAAACUGGCCAUGGAGAGAGCCAAGCCCUACCAGCAUCCUUCCACCGUCCUCCGUGAGGUGUCGCGACCACAGCCGCUGUCGACCAUCGCCAAGCGGCCGGCCAAUGAGAACGUGCUGACCAGAGCGGCGUUCAUCAACAACGUCCUGUCCAAGAUCGAGGAGGUGUGGGUGGGGAAGAACCCCACUCCCCAGCCCUCUCCCCUCAGGAGCCCACAGGCAUCCGAGGUGUUGUGCCCCAGCCCCCCCUUCCCCCCCUGGGACACGCCCCAGGCCUUCGUGGGUACGCCCAUCACCAUGAGCUCCAAGAGGAAGUCAAGGCUCCUGGACCUGGUGGUGCGCCCCUCCUCCCAGACGAGCCCUCCGGAAGGCUCACGGCACCUGCUAACACCCCCCAGGGUCGCCAGCUCCUGGAACAUCCCAAGUAACAUCAGCAAGGCCCCUGAACUGAGCCUUCUGCAGACGCCGCAGGUGGUCAAGAGAGCGCGAGCCCUGGCUGCGUCUGGUCCUGGUUUCUCCGCUUUCACCCCGCAGUCUAUACUGAGGAGCAGCCUGCGCCCCACCCCCGUGGCCACGCCCUCCGCCUCCCCCAGGCGCUCCAUCACCCCCCCACCACGCCCUAAGGAGAGUCGCAUCACCUUUAUGGAAGAGACUGCCUCGCCUGGGCCGGACAAGGGCCCCCUCCGGUGGAGCAACGGUAUCGCUACAGAAAAUGAGAUUUCCUUACUGAGAAGAGGCUCACCGCUGCCCAAGGCUGGGCUGAAGGUUUGGACCUCACACCCUUCUGACGACGAGGAUAAAAAGGAAGAACAGUCGGAGGAUGAGGAGGAGGAGGAUGACGACAAGGUGACACACGUGAAUUUCCUGCCACCACCAGCCUGUGAGCCUUUACCCGAGAAGCCAGAAUCUGAGAGCGGCGACUCUGUCCAAGAGGUUGUGGUGGUGCCCGUGUUACCAAGCGCGUUGCCCCGGCAACUCAGCCUGGGCCUCGACACGAGCCAAGCCUCCAUCCCAUCAGUGGACACCACACUGGAGUUUCACGAUGCUCCUCUGCCUGAAGGCCUUGAGAAUGAUCAUCAGCAUGCCAAUGAGGUAGCUGAUGAGGUGGUUCACCUCAAAACACCUGCGGAAUCAGAUGCUGAUGAGCCGCCAGCAGCAGCCAAUGAGCCGCCAGCAGCAGCCGAUGAGCCGCCAGCAGCAGCCAAUGAGCCAGCUUUCAUGUCUAUGGAGGAGCGGCUGGAAGAGGACGGGAAGGUAGAUGAAGGGUCAGUCAAUAGCCAAGAGGAAGUGCUUGUAGUUCAAGACCCGGAGCAGGAAUUAGAAGCGAUGGAGGUCAGCUCCGAACAGGAAGAGCAUGUCCAAUCUAAGCUCACACAGGAAGAACCGUCUCCUGACUCUGAAGUCGAAAAUGAACCCAAACUUGACCAGGAAGUGCUCGAGGUGCCUAGCCAUGACCCUGACAUGGGGACUCCCCAGGGGGGGCUGGUGGUGGAGAGGACUCCCGAACAGGACAAAUCACAACCCACUGAACUAAUUGAACACAUGGAACCUUUACAGCCAGUGGAUUCAAUGGAAGAUGUGGAAGAAACUCAACCCUUGAAAGCCAGAAAACCACUUGAAGCCGGGGAACAUGCAGAUCUGGACCUGUUUGUGGAGCGCCAUCUGUUUGGCAAUGACCUGUCCCCGCCCCUGACCCGCUCAGGAAUCCACGGGAUGUCUGACAACUGGACGUCCUUCAACAGCGAGCCGGUGUGCGAUGGUGAGGAAGACCCGACAGCGCCGCUCCCAGUGCUCACCACCCAGAAGUCUGUGGCAUCCGUUUCCUCGUCCGAACCCACUGGUACCGACUCCCACUCUGUGGUGAGCCUCAACGACAGCGAGGAUCUCUCCAGUGCUGUGUCCGUGGAAGGGGAGGAGGAGGAGGAGGAAGAGGAGGAGGAGUCUGACGCUCCUGCUGAGGCAGAGGACUCAGGCAGUGAGGUGGAGAUUAUUGAGGAGGUGCAGGGGAAUGGGAGGCAGCGAGCCCCCACGGCGCACCCCGCUCUCCUCCUGGAACAGCUCCCGCCCCUCCAGCAACACCUCCUUUCGGAGCAGGACGCAGCUGUGCUUUCAUUGGUUACCUCAGAAGCAGACCUAAAGAUGGUGGAGGAUGACAUGGAGGGCGAGGUGUUGAUGGUACGGCUGGGGACCGGAGAACAUGGCGAGGAGGGGAUAUGCUACACGGAGCUGAAGCCCUCCACCACCCUGCUGGUUCCUCUGGAGCUGGUGGAGGGACAGGGGCAGGCACUGGCCGCCGGGGCCCGCCUGGAGCUCACCGAGGUAGUGGAGAGCCGAGACACCGAGGUGCCCCCGUCUGGGGCUCCCAGCAGCUUCUCUCUGAUGUUGGAGGCGGAUGAUGACGACGUUGCCCCCAUACCUCCGGAGGAACCGCUGAAUCCCGCUGAGCCUCCAACCACAGCGACGGAGGCGGGAACGUCUGACACUGUCGACCCUCACGUCCUUCAGGCCACGUCCGUGGCUGAGGCUGAACCCCUGGCGGACGAGGCCGCCCUCCCGGGGUUGGGCACCUUGGAGGGGGUCGUGGGUAAUUGGACAGCGGCAGAGGGAGGUGGAACGGAGGCGGUGUCGGAGGACAGGUUUAUUUUACACUUGGACGUCCUGCCUGAAACGUCUGAAGCCGUGGUUGAAGACCAGCUGAUCAAGACUGACCCAGCCAGAUCAAAAGCGGCUGAGAACCUUAACACAGACUCUGUAGCAGAGCCUGAGCCCGAUGAGAUUCACGGCGAUUCUAAACCAACUGAAGCCGAAGAGCUUUCCCCCGUCCUGAAUGGAGACGGACGGGUGGCUGAAGCGAUGGAACUGGGGACAGGCCUGUGUGCUCGGAGUGAACAGGAUUUGAAGAACGAUGUGGUCGAGCUGGAGCCUGAAGUAGUGGGGGACACUGAGGAGGCGGUCUCUGUCCCCUCCGACCGGCCGCCGUCCCCGGUACAGAGCAAUGGGCCCGUCCGCGCGGUCAACCGUGAUCCUUCCCAGGAAGCAACUGCCGAAAUGGCGAAGCUUUUGACGACCAGUGAGGAGGAGGCGGUCCUGGUGGACGAGACAUCCGUCGUCCCGCCUGCGCCCGAGUCGGUUGAGGAAACCACUGAGGUCAAGAAGUCUGUAUCCACCCCGACACGCCGGGCCACCAGGCAGCGGAAAGGUGUGAGGUUCACCUCGAAGGAGGCAGAGAUGGCUGAAUCCGAGGAGGACGGGAGGCCCACGGCACCGACGGAGAUUGACUCUCAGGUCCCGGCCACGCCGAGACGGAUCACCCGGAGCGCCAAGCACGGUGAGGAUUCCACCGUUCCCGUCACGCCUCGCCGAAGCUCCCGGAAAAACGAACCCCGGCCAGAACCAGAGCCUCCGAUAGAGCAGAACGAGGAGAGGCGAGGUGAGGAACCGGUCGCCGUCCUCGCCGCCGAGGCUCCUGCUGCCAGGGCCGACCCGGCCAAACGGCACACUCCGCAGAAGGCCACCCCGAGGGCGGGGACGCGCAGGACCAGGAGCACCCAGGUGGAGAGUGGCGAGGAACCGCCGGCCUUGGAUGAAACGGCCGGCGACGUGUCACUUCUGUCUGUGACCCGCAGUUCUAGAAAGACCCGAACGGGAACCGCCGUCCCCGCCACCCCGACCCACAUCCUGGUGCCUCAGGAGGAAGACAGGGCGGCGAACCAUGGAAAAGCCAGUCAGCGGCCCAGCAGUCCGGCCCGGGUGACCCGCAAUUCCACCCGCGGGGGUGUCACCCUUGUCCUCUCCACCCAGGGAGAGGAAGUGGUUGCCGUCACCCCUGCCCGCGGCCGGAGGAAGGCGAGGGGCGACGGCGCCGCGGAGAAGAUUAAAAGCGUCUCCGUGUUACCUACCGGUCUUCCCCAGGACCUCCCGCCCCUGAGUGGCUCCCGCCGAACCACCAGGAGCCGGCUGUGGAGCCACCAGGAGGACGACCUGCCCCUUCUGGAGACGCCACUGGAGGUGGACUCUGGUACGCCCGUGGCCGACGCCCUCAUCCAGAGGCUCCGCGACGAGGACGCCAAGCGGAGAGCGGGCCAGGCCGCAGUCUUCACGGGGGUGGUGCAAGCCCAGGGGCGAGGCAGCACGCCGUUGGGUCCGCGGUCGCCCUCUCCACCCCCGAUGGUGGAGGUGACGGUGCCCGGGGCGGACCACGGGAGCCCUGUCAGGGACUCGUUCAUUUACUCACCCGCUCGGAGGAGAACCAGAGGGCGUGCAGAGUCGCCUGGUCAGGAUGACGUGUUUGCACCUCCCGUUACUCGUACCAGGCGCGUGGCGGACAGCAGCACAGCAGGCCCUGUUGAAAAGGACAAGAUUUUCCCAGAAGACGAUGUUGUGAAAGAGACACCUGCUUCUAAACCGAAAACAACCAAGAGGCGUACGGUCAAACCCAAAGCAGCCUCAGCUUCCCCUCCCCCAGCCAAGGUGGAUCCAAUCUCACCCUUGCCCAGUCCCGCCAGUCCUCCUGCUCGUGCCACAAAAAGGGUGGUGAAGGAGAAUGAUGCCCCCGGCCCUCGAAUGAACCUCAGGCGCAAACGCUUACUUGAGGCCAUCUUCCCCAAACCUGUCACUCGUCGGAAGAAGCUAUGAUCAGACGCCAUUUUAGCCACGAACAAACACGCGCAUCGGCUUGGACUCCUACCUACUCAGUCAAAACUCAUGGGGUGCGUCUCCUAAACGUUCCUCCCUCUGAACCUCCUGGAGGAAAGGGGUGGGGAAUGCAGUAUGGUGCCUACUGAGUGUUGUCUGUCGAUACGCUUCAAUGCAGAUAAAGGAAAUGAUACUGCAGUGUGGAGACGCAACCGCGACUGGAGGCCUUCCUUCCUGGAAUCUAUAACUCUACAAUUUUAUUUUGGUUUUCUUUCUCUUUUUUAUUUUUAUUUAGCAAUCUGUUAUUUUCUAUUUAAUAAGAAAAAAACAACCAGUGGAGAACAUUUUUGAAAUUAAAUAAUCACAUUUAAUUUGGAAGAUUGAUAUAAUAAUUUUAUAUAAAUUAUUGUAAUGUUUACAGGGAGGAUGACUGAGGGACUUGAACACCAAAAGAGACAGAUUUGUUUUUAUUUCUGGAGGAUUCCUUUAAAUUGAUGCCUAUGUAAAUAGUUUCUUUUGCUAUGAUAUGAAUAAAGUUG
Messenger RNA from Esox lucius (northern pike), 8509 nucleotides. RefSeq names its product AT hook containing transcription factor 1 (gene ahctf1). The transcript has 36 exons. Gene Ontology annotation, molecular function: protein binding. Bases 306 to 7970 code for a protein of 2554 amino acids. The record is from RefSeq and is a predicted model, not a curated record. Lineage: Eukaryota; Metazoa; Chordata; Actinopteri; Esociformes; Esocidae.